AUGGAUUCUCAUGUGCAGGAUAGAUGUCUAUGUGUUGCAGAGGAGUUCAUUCGCCGGCAUCCGAUGACGGCUCUGAGAACGCAUAGCGGGGUAGCAUCGCGACAUCUUAUGCCGAAGGGCCCACUUAAGGGUCAACAGUAGUGGCAACGCCCCUCCAUCCAUCGGUUACUUAUCCUAACGACCACAAUACAGCCCUGCACUUACAUAUUUUCACCAAAGCCCAAGGUGCACCCUUAUAUCCUGUAUUUACCACUACAUUAUAGCCACCAUAAUGCCAUUCGACACGCCACUGAAGACGGCCUUCCAGAAGCAGGACACUGCAUAUGGCUUCUGGCUAACUAUACCGAGCGCUGGUGUUGCAAAGACUAUUUUGCGGCCAAGCCGUGGACAAUUCAAAUGGGUUCUGAUUGAUGCCGAGCAUGGCUUGAUCAACGACACUCACUACUAUGAGCUUGUGAACGCCGUGGCUUCCGAAGGCGCCAGCCCAAUUAUUCGCGUGCCGUGGGGUGAGGAGUGGAUGCUCAAGCGCGCUCUUGACGCUGGUGCGCAAGGCAUUGUCACACCUAUGUGCCAUUCGGAGGAAGAUGCAAAAAAGAUCGUGAAAUACUCAAAGUACCCUCCCACCGGCACUAGAGGGUAUGGCCCGAUGUUUGCACAUUCCGUACCAGGCGUAUUUGGUGCGGAGUAUGACGACAACGCAAAUGACAGCCUCCUCGUAAUCGUUCAAAUUGAGUCCAGGCAAGGUGUAGAGAGUGUAGAAAAGAUUGCUGCCGUUGAUGGAAUCGACGUUCUCUUCAUUGGUCCCUUCGACCUCGCGAAACAAAUGGGUGUUCAACGCGGCGGCGAAGAGCACGAGGCCGCAAUUCAGCGAACACUUAAGGCUGCGCAUUCGUCCGGCAAGAAGGCCGCCAUUUUCUGCACCAAUGGAGAGGACGCCAACAACCGCAGGGAACAAGGAUUUGACAUGAUUUCCGUCAUCACGGACGUGGGAGUCUUAGCCGAAGGAAUGUUGCGCGAGCUCGGCGUUGCAAAGGGUCAGACGCAGGAGAACAAGCCACGGGAAGGAUACUGAUGGACUGGUGACGAUAAAUUCACCCUUUCUCAACAAAUGUUGGCAAGGCUGAUUGGAGUCAAUAAAAGGAAUCUUCUAACAGUACAAAUACUUCCCAGUGCAAUGGGACUAUAUUGAUCUAGAUCCUUAGAAAUUUACGCCAUC
Paraphaeosphaeria sporulosa is the source of this 1216-nucleotide messenger RNA. Its product is annotated as Phosphoenolpyruvate/pyruvate domain-containing protein. Lineage: Eukaryota; Fungi; Ascomycota; Dothideomycetes; Pleosporales; Didymosphaeriaceae. Bases 272 to 1072 code for a protein of 266 amino acids. Gene Ontology annotation, cellular component: cytoplasm. The transcript has 5 exons. The record is from RefSeq and is a predicted model, not a curated record. Gene Ontology annotation, molecular function: aldehyde-lyase activity.